AUGUCUUUAGCAAUCCCCCAGGCCUCCCAGUCGGGGCUUUUUAAGCCUGGCUACAGCAGCUAUGACGCCGAGGACGGUGCCGUGAUUCGAAAUAUCGAUGCCUGCAGAACGAUUGCCCAGACCGUUCAAACCUCACUCGGCCCAUAUGGCCGCAACAAGAUCGUCAUUAACCAUCUGGCUAAGAUGAUUCUGACUUCCGACGCUGCUACGAUCCUUCGUGAACUAGAGGUGGUGCACCCCGCCGCAAAGUUGCUGGUCAUGGCCAGUCAACAACAAGAGGCGGAGAUGGGAGAUGGCACCAAUAUGGUCAUCGUUCUGGCUGGUGAAUUGCUCAAGAAAGCUGAAGAGUUAAUACGGAUGGGCCUAAAAACGAGCGAUAUUGUGUCUGGGUAUGAGAAGGCACAGGCAUAUGCCCUGAAGUGCUUAGAAGACUUGGAAGUUGACACUGUCUCCGAUGUUCGCUCCGCCGACGAACUCAGCAAAGCGCUCCGGACCGUCGUUGCUUCCAAACAAUCUGGCUCCGAGGAUGUCAUUUCGCAGUUGAUCGCCCAGGCCGUGCUGGCAGUCCUACCCAAGAACCCGGCAAAUUUCAACGUCGACAAUGUCCGUGUGGUUAAAAUCAUGGGCGGUGACCUCGCAUCCUCCAAAGUCGUCAAGGGAAUGGUCUUUGGCCGCGAACCCGAGGGAUCGGUGAAGCGAGCGAAGAAGGCCAAAGUGGCUGUGUUCUCGUGCCCGAUCGACAUAUCCCAGACGGAAACAAAGGGAACUGUUCUCCUGAAAAAUGCAAAGGAGAUGAUGGCAUUCUCCAAAGGCGAGGAAGCACAGCUCGAGAAUGCCAUUCGGGAAAUCUAUGACACUGGGGUCCGCGUGCUCGUCGCAGGUGCAACUGUGGGAGAACUAGCCAUGCACUACCUCAACCGGAUGGGUAUCCUCGUGAUCAAAAUUAUGUCGAAGUUCGAACUCCGACGCCUGUGCAGUGUGUGUAACGCCACGCCGCUAGCCCGCCUCGGAGCACCAAUGCCCGACGAAAUGGGCAGCAUCGACAUCGUGGAGACUACUGAGAUCGGCGGUGACAGAGUGACCGUCUUCCGCCAGGAGUCUGACACCGCAACAACACGUACGGCGACCAUCGUGCUGAGAGGCGCGACCCAGAACCAUCUCGACGAUGUGGAGCGCGCUAUUGACGACGGCGUUAACGUCAUCAAAGCGGUCACAAAAGACCCUCGGCUGGUUCCGGGUGCGGGUGCGACGGAAAUGCAACUGGUGGAGAGAAUCAGCCAUUUUGCAGACAAGACGCCAGGCUUGCCGCAGUAUGCUAUCAGAAAAUAUGCCGAGGCGUUCGAGGUAAUCCCAAGAACAUUGGCGGAGAGUGCCGGACUGGACGCCACGGAAGUGGUAGCAAGGCUGUACACGGCCCAUCAACGCCGGGUCGGCUCCAGCGAGGAGGUGAAACGCCGCAAGCAGGAAAACGGCGAACAAGACGAAAGUGACGAGGACGACGAUGACGAAGAAAACGACGAUGACGACGACGACUCCGCAGAAUCCGACGAAUCUGAAGAGCCUUACUGGACAACAGGCGUUGAUCUGGAAGUCAGCGACCCGUCCGGCGUGCUGGAUGCCCUAGAAGAAGGUAUCCUGGACCUGAUGGUGUCCAAGUCAUGGGCGAUCCGACUGGCCACUGAAGCAGCAAGGACGGUCCUGAGUGUAGAUCAGAUCAUCGUUGCGAGGCAAGCUGGAGGACCCAAGCCACCCGGGCCGAACCCGAACUGGGACGAAGACUGA
Messenger RNA from Fonsecaea erecta, 1782 nucleotides. Its product is annotated as T-complex protein 1, theta subunit. The transcript is spliced from 3 exons. Gene Ontology annotation, cellular component: chaperonin-containing T-complex. Lineage: Eukaryota; Fungi; Ascomycota; Eurotiomycetes; Chaetothyriales; Herpotrichiellaceae. The record is from RefSeq and is a predicted model, not a curated record. Bases 1 to 1782 code for a protein of 593 amino acids. Gene Ontology annotation, biological process: protein folding. Gene Ontology annotation, molecular function: ATP hydrolysis activity; ATP binding; ATP-dependent protein folding chaperone.